GCAGUGAUAGACGCGUUGCUGUUGCUUCUCCACGUCUCCUACGCACAGAGUCGACGUAUGAACACCAACUGGCGGCCGGAAGUAGGGACAACGGGCAUGGUGAGCGAGGAGGACAAGUGCCGGCUCUUCAGCGAGCCUAACCACGAUUCCAUGGAGUUCUACAGCCCCCUCUACCCCAACGACUACCCCAAGGACACCGAGUGUAUCCUCAGACUCGAAGCUGCGUACGGCUACGUAAUACGAAUAGACUUCCGGGACUACUUUGACAUGGAACCGUCGGAGAAGUGUGAAUUCGACUUCCUGGAGGUGCGGGACGGUGCUCACGGGUACUCUGACCUGAAGGGUCGCUACUGCGGCCACGACUUCCCGCCUAUUAUCACCUCCAAGGACAGUCACUUGUGGCUCAGGUUCACCUCAGACGAGACCAUAGAGUACAAGGGCUUUAAGGCCGUCUAUCAAUACAUAGAAAAUACAGCGUUGGACAGACCAGAGAUCGGACCGUGUCAGUUCGAAGUAUCUGGAGUACAAGGCCUCAUCACUCACACCAACAUCACACAGUCGAGGUUGAACUACUCUAUCAACUAUAGUUACCCUGUUGACUGUACCUGGGUCAUCAGAGUCAAACCCGGCGAGAAGAUCUACAUGUUCUUUGAAAUGUUCCAACUUGCUGAGCCCAAUGAGUGCGACAACAACUACGUAGACAUAUUUGGCAAAGAGACGGAUCUGAGGAAUCGCAUCAAGCACUAUUGUGGCUCUGUAGCUGACCCCUUUAUUACCUCCAGCAACCUCAUGCACUUCCGCUUCUUCGCAGUCACGAGGGCACUAAAAUCAGAGUUCAGGGCAUGGUUCACUGCCUUCAGGGACCGCAUGCAAGAGGGUGAUGAUGAGAACAAGCAAUGUACUGAGGAGGAGUAUGACUGUGACGACGCCACCUGCAUCCACCACUCCCUCAAGUGUAACGAAAUCAAGAACUGCCGCCAUGAAUAUGAUGAGGAGGGCUGCGACUUGGGGAAUAAAACCAAGUUCAACAUCCAGUCAGAGCACAUUAUCAUCAUCCUGACACUGGGGUGUGGUCUGUUAGGUGGCAUGUGCUUUGCUAUGUGUUUCAACUGCAUCAGAAAGCUCAUCAGGGACGGCAGACAGAUACACGAAAAUAUUCGUCGAUCUCGUGAACAAUUAGAGGAGCGAAGUCAGAGGAGCCAGAGCAUGUCUAUUACAUCGUCGCCUCAAGCAGCUCAUCGACCAACAAUGAAUGAGACUGGCCCAUGGUACAUCUCUGAUGCUAAAACCAAUGGCCAUCCCUGUAUUAGGCCAGAGUCGGAGUCUGAAAGUGAGGUGGAUGAGGAUGAAGAUGAAGAGGAGAUUGAUGACAUGGAGGAAUCUUGUGUAGAAAUGCGUGACUGUGAGUGUCAAACGAGAGACUCAUUACUCACUCAAAGAGACUCUGGUCAAACUCAGCUCCCUAUGACGCCUCCACCACCUCCUCCACCUAAUAGACGCCCUCCUGGCCUUCCCCCAUUAAGUCCUGGUCCUCCUCCCUCUGUUCCCACACCACCUCCUCCCCCUGGUUCUCAUUAUGGACGUACUCCAGCAGGACCGUCUGGUCCACCAUCAGAUCAUUACGGCACCUACAGGAGAUCACCGGUACCAAGACACAACGAUCACUAUGAAGUUGAUGACCAGUCAGAUGACCCCUAUAGCCAGAGGUACCGUGCCGAGGCCGUUAUUGAGAUGAGGGAACGAGGACCUUAUGAGCCUACAAAGUCACCUAAGACAACACCUGAUGUGUUGGCAACACAUUGAGAUUAAAUCCAAGUUAGUUUUUUCAUAAAUGAAUUGUAUCUCCAACUGGAGAUCUUUUGUACAUGACUCAGUUCUUAGAGUUUACCUGUACUGUACCUAUUAUACACUCUUGAUAUUAAAUAUUCAAGAAGACCAUACUAAUUCAUAAAUGCUGCAAGAAUAUUGACAUUAAAUAAGAGUCAACAAGUCUUUCUCAGUGUGGACCUUAUUGUUCCAUAUGACUGCCUUCCCUUCUCCCUGGUGUCUUUGACAACUACUGACAUGGUAGUCAGUAGGACAAAGAGCCUAUGUCCUUGCCUUUUAAAGUAAGGCAAGACCAUCCUCAUCAGAGAAUGAUGCAUCUGGUGUGAAUACAUUGAUUUCCUGCAUUAUACCUCAUUUUGUAUAUAAAUUAUUUUUUUCACUGGUAGCCUGCACAUGAAGUUACCUGUAGGCUUGAAAAAUGCCAUGACCUUUUAUUCAUUAAAUUAUUUUCUUGAAAGAUUGUACAGUUCAAAUUUGAACCCUCUUUUAUGCUCCUCUUCAGGAGCAGUUAUUGCCCUUCCAUGGCAAUACAGUAUUGCCAUUGACUGGAUCCUCAAACAAUGGUUCAAGCAGCCAGCUACUGUUUUAUUUUAUACCAUAAUGAUAAAUUUUGGUGAUUUGUAUACAAAUUCUGUUUACCAUAUGAAAUUGAAAUUUUAUGGACUGAUGUGCUGAGUAAGGGUUAACCUUUAUAUUAUAAUGUGAUGAAACUGGUAGUGAUAAGAUAUAGGUACUGUAUCACUAUUACUGCCUACUAAUGGAGAAGAUAUGUGACAAAAUUUAGAUGAAUUGUGGGUCUGUGUUAAAAGCGCCAAAAUUAGCAUAGAUCAUGUUUAAUACAGUAUUUAUUGAAUUAUUUUAGAUAUACAGUAGUGCCAAGCUGAAUAUUUCCCCUAAAGCCUGUAAACUGGUACAAUCCAAGAUGGCCACAGCACGAAUUGCAGAAAUCAAAUGACUCGUAUCUUCAGGAAUGCUGUACUGUAUAUCACAUAUAAACGUGACUGAAGUA
Molecule: messenger RNA, 2836 nt
Organism: Homarus americanus (American lobster)
Lineage: Eukaryota; Metazoa; Arthropoda; Malacostraca; Decapoda; Nephropidae
Product: neuropilin and tolloid-like protein 1
Exons: 8
Coding region: 58-1803 (581 amino acids)
Molecular function (GO): protein binding
Source: RefSeq, a predicted model, not a curated record